Molecule: messenger RNA, 2076 nt
Organism: Danaus chrysippus (African queen)
Lineage: Eukaryota; Metazoa; Arthropoda; Insecta; Lepidoptera; Nymphalidae
Source: the annotation of a GenBank genome assembly
UUGAAAUGCUCUACGUGCGGGAAAAACUACAAGAGACGAGCCUGGUACAUUAAACAUCUAAAAACACAUAAUGGGGUUGAAGCACGACAAUCGUCGGUAAGAUCUACAACAUUCACUUCGGAUAGAGUUGACCCUCAUGUAUCCCAUGGUGAACCAUUAACUGGAAACCACCAGGAGUCCAUUAACAUCAGGACACGUCUUAGCAUUCCUAAUCUAAAACAAUCGACUUGGAAAGUUCAUGACGACAACUUAGCGGUCCUGUUAGAGCAUCCGGGCUCGAAGCAGGAAUUGAACUCGCAGGUAGAAACUUUCCAAAAUACCGUUUAUGACUACUUUAGCGAGCAAUAUCCACCACGUAAUCGUUAUGCUCGCAAAAAUAAAGACAACUCGUUCAAAUUAAAAAUGCGGAAGAAAAAACGGGAAUUAAUAAAAAAUCUACGUAUAGCCAAAGCUCUAGGCGACAAUAACCUUAGUCAUCAACUAGCUAGGGCGUUAAGGUCAAUCCUUAAAUUAAUCCAAGGAAUAUCGGCGCAAACUGCAGAAUAUCGCGAUAAUUUUGACCGGGCAAAACAAGAAGUAGAUUUCGAUAAAAACCCUUUUGAGUAUUCGAAAACCAUUUUUAAGAAAGAACGCGGACAGCUUCUCUUGACCAACGAUCAAAUUUACGACCAUUUUAAGAGCACAUACGAAGUGCCUAAAAGUUUAAGACGGUAUAGGGAUCCAAACGAUCAAAAACCUGAACUUCCUCGAAUCGAAUUCCACGGCAUUCCACCAACGCUAGAGGAACUAAGUAGUCAGAUCAAGAGGAAGUCGUCUAAAUCUGCACCGGGACCCGAUGGUAUCCCAUAUAUAGUCUUUAAAAAAUGUGCAUCGGUUCGUAAACACCUCCUAAAUAUAUACGGUAAAAUCUGGUCAAGGAAGCAAAUCCCGGAGUGCUUCGGGAAAGCAAUUUUUGUCCUCAUUCCCAAAAAAGAUCGAGUUACUGAUCCGAAAGAUACUAGACCGAUAGCUUUAACAAAUACUAUAUCGAAAAUCUUUUUCUCGGUUCUACAAACGAGAAUGACGCGAUUCAUGCUCAGCAACAACUAUUUUAGGCCAAAUCACCAGAAAGGGUUUUUACCCGGGAUUUCUGGAUGCUUAGAACACAACACCUUGCUGUCGGAGAGUUUAAAAGAUGCUAGAAAAAGCGAGCGGCAAAUCACUGUUUGUUGGAUAGACUUGGAGAACGCGUUCGGGUCGAUACAACACGAAUUGAUGCUAUUCGCGCUUAGAUGGUACAACUUUCCACCCCUAGUUAGAGAUAUGAUCGCGUCGUAUUACUCAAAAUUAAGGUUUUCUAUAAUAACUAAAGAAGGCCCUUCAAAAAGUUUGAGUUAUAAUGUAGGACUGUUUCAAGGUUGUUGUCUAUCUCCAAUUGCGUUUAAUAUCGUAAUUAACAUCUUAGUAGACAAAUUAAUCUGUAACGAGAAAAAAUGGGGUUAUCGGUUUAAGUUUAAUAAUAAAUACACGGAAUCCAUUUUAGCCUUCGCUGACGAUCUCGCAAUACUGACACGUAACCCCAAACACUGUCAGGUAUUAUUGGAUGAAGUGGAUAAAUUCUGUGAGUGGACGGAUGGAUUGAGGACAAAACCCAGUAAAUGUCACUGUCUGUGUCUUGGUAGGCGGAAUACAAGAUACACCUCAUACGAUCCGGGACUAUCGUUAGGCGGUCAAUGCAUUUCUACGGUUACGGAAAAUGCACCAUUUAAAUUUCUCGGUCGUAAGAUAGAUAAUAUAGGCCGUACUCCAUCUUUAGAAGGAAUAGUAGAUAGCUUUUUGAACGAUCUUAACAAGUUAGAUGCAGGCGUCAUAAAGAUGUUGAAGUUGUGGCUCGGGCUCGCUCUAACGGCUGAUUCAUCGGCGUUAUUUAGGGGAAGCAAUAGUUUUGGGAUGAGUCUAAAAAGGCCAUCGGAGCUCUAUAAACACCUAAGAGUUUCCAAGAGAUAUAUCCUGGGGAAAUCCCAUGAUGACAUAGUGACAUCGCUCCCAAAAGAUGAAGAUGCCCCCGAAAUGAUAAAUAUAAGAUCCAUGCAAUGA